AUGGAAAGCAAGAGCCGUGAUACUUCCCAGGAGUUUGCAAGCAGAUCAAGGCCUGCAAAGCGAUAUGACGUUCCUAUAGUAUUUAUAGGAGGACAUCCACGGAGCGGUACAACACUCAUGAGAGUUCUUCUGGACGCACACCCGUCUUUUCAUUGCGGGCAAGAGACGCAUAUUAUUCCUGAUUUAUUAGCAUUACAACGCAAAUACAGCCGCGGACGAAGUUUAAACCGUCUUCGCGAGGCGGGACUGGGUUUGGAGCUCAUCAAUACAACUAUAGCUGAGUCAGUUCUCAAUAUUAUCAAAUCACGUGGAGAUUCGAAACGACUCUGCAACAAAGAUCCAUUCACGUUAAAACACGUUUCUUUUCUUGCGCGAAUGUUUCCCAACGCACAGUUUAUUCUAAUGGUUCGCGACGCACGCGCUGUCAUUCAUUCAAUUCGUACAAAUAAAAUUAGAAUUUCUCGUUUUCCUAAAACGGAUUCCAAAGCUUUACGUCGAUGGAAUAAAAUCUUAGCCAUCAUGUUUCAAGAUUGUUUGCGUGUCGGACAUGAAAGGUGUAGAGUUGUACAUUACGAAAGUCUUGUUUUGAAACCGCGUUUAGUUUUACGAGAAAUGUUGCAUUUUCUACGAACUCCAUGGAGUGAGAAUGUUAUGAAUCACACUGGGUAUCUGGACAGAGCAGGAGGGAUUUUAUUAUCGAGGUACGUAUCAACCAGUUACACAAUACCGCGGAUUCGCUUGUCACAUCGAAUUUAAGCGUUGCCGGCCACUUAAUACUCGAAAUUGCGAUGACAAAAUAAGAGGAAAACUGUGAGGAGAGGAAAAUUUUAUGACCGGACAUUCCAUAGAAAUAUUAGACCUGAGCGGCUCAUGUCGUUGCAAGUGAGUCAAGCCUUGCUCGCAGGCUAAAGUGAAUCUAGCCAAACGCCUGCUCGCAGGCUAAAGUGAAUCCGAAUGAAGUAACUGGUAACGCUUACUAAAAUCUGUUGCAGUCAAAUGGAGUAUUUCUUUAUUUCUAAAACAUAGACUAACCCUAUAUUUCAUGUAUAUUUUCCAGCUUAGAAAGAUCAACUCACCAAGUACGCAAGCCAAUAUAUACGGACUCCUUACAUUUAUGGAUGACGUCAUCGUCCUUAAAUAUCUCGUCAGAGCAACUGGUAGCCUUGACCCCAAUGAUGGAAAGUUUAGGAUAUAUAGGGAUAGGAGAUCCUCCCAAAUAUACGAAGUUGAGACACGAACAUGGUUGA
Messenger RNA from Paramuricea clavata, 1247 nucleotides. The record is from the annotation of a GenBank genome assembly. NCBI's taxonomy places the organism in Eukaryota, Metazoa, Cnidaria, Anthozoa, Malacalcyonacea, Plexauridae.